Acanthocheilonema viteae is the source of this 1608-nucleotide messenger RNA. Lineage: Eukaryota; Metazoa; Nematoda; Chromadorea; Rhabditida; Onchocercidae. The record is from the annotation of a GenBank genome assembly.
AUGACAAGUGAAGAUGGAACGAGUGUGGAUGAAACUGAAAGUGAAAAGAAGCUGUCGAAAAAAGAACUGAACAAAUUGGCAAAACAGCAGAAGAAAUUGGAAAAGAAGACUGAGCACGCAGCCGCACGUUCAGAAGAAAACGAGAAGGAAGAGGAGGAAGAUGUAUCAAAAGGUCACUAUGGUACCUACGGGAUUAUACAGUCUACUGAACGAAAGAAAUUGGAUUUCAUUGAUGUUAACGACGUUUUGAUAAAUUUAGAAGGACAAGAGAUUUGGAUUCGAGGUCGUUUGCACACUUCGAGAAUAAAGGGAAAAACAUGCUUCAUUAUUGUUCGUCAGCGAAUGCACUCCAUACAGGGAAUGUUGUUCGUUGGCAAUGAGAUUAGCAAGCAAAUGUUGAAGUUUGUUGGAAACAUUUCAAAGGAAUCAGUGAUUGAUGUUCGAGGUGUCGUAAGAAAAGUGGAACAAGAAAUCACCAGCUGCACACAGAGAGAGGUCGAAUUGCAUGUCACACAGUUAUUCAUUGUUAGCGCAGCAGAACCACGAUUACCACUGCAGAUAGAAGAUGCUACUCGAAUUAAAGAGGAAGGCAAAAGUGCAGACGAUUCAUCUUUAUCUGUUGUGAAUCUCGACACACGCCUGGAUAAUAGAGUACUGGAUCUUCGCACGCAGACAAGUCAUGCUAUUUUCUCUCUACAAGAUGGCGUUUGUGAAUUAUUCCGAAAUACUUUAAAGAAGCGUGGUUUUAUGGAAAUACAUACGCCAAAAAUCAUAUCCGCAGCAAGUGAAGGAGGCGCAAAUGUCUUUGAGGUCUCGUAUUUUAAAGGCUCUGCUUAUCUUGCUCAGUCACCGCAGUUAUAUAAGCAAAUGGCGAUCGCUGCAGAUUUCGACAAAGUUUUCACUAUUGGAGCUGUUUUCCGUGCAGAAGACAGUAAUACUCAUCGACAUUUAACAGAAUUUGUUGGCCUUGAUAUUGAAAUGGCGUUCAAAUUCCACUAUCAUGAGGUUCUUGAAACAAUUGGUGCUGUUCUGAUUGAUAUAUUCAAAGGUUUGCAAGCGAAAUUCAAGCAUGAAAUUGAGACAGUUGGCAAGCAGUAUCCUUGUGAACCAUUCCAGUUUGUUGAACCUGCCCUUAUACUCAAAUAUCCUGACGCUAUCAAACUGUUGCGAGAGAAUGGUGUGGAAAUAGGAGAUGAAGACGAUUUAAGUACUCCGGUGGAAAGAUUUUUAGGUAGAUUGGUGAAAGAAAAAUAUGAGACCGAUUUUUAUAUACUCGACAGAUACCCAUUGGCAGUUCGUCCAUUUUACACAAUGCCAGAUGCAAACGAUCCAAAAUACUCUAACAGUUACGAUAUGUUUAUGCGAGGUGAAGAAAUAUUAUCUGGCGCCCAGCGAAUCCACGAUGCAUCUUUAUUAACUGAAAGAGCUAAACAUCACCAAAUUGACUUGGAAAAGAUCCGAGCUUAUAUCGACUCGUUUAAGUAUGGCUGUCCGCCACAUGCUGGAGGUGGCAUUGGAUUGGAACGUGUAACUAUGUUGUUUCUUGGACUUGGGAACGUACGCUUGGCAUCUCUUUUCCCACGUGACCCGAAAAGAAUAACACCAUAA